GUUUUGUUUAAUCGACCACCCCACCUCUCUGCAACUAAUAUCAAUUACAAAAUUCGGAUUCGACAUCUCACAAUGGAAUCACACGCUGCAAAAAUUUCCCCACCUUUCACUCUCUUCCCCCCUCUGUCUUCCUAUCUCUCCAGCCUUAUAUUCAUCGCCCAACCCCAUCCAUAUCCAGAUUUCCUUCCUCUUUCUCUCCCCCUGGUCCUGCCAAAACAGAAGAACCCAGAAAACGGAGGGACGCAAGUACACAACAAGAAACCCAGCCGCCAGCUUCACCUGAAAGAUUAGAUAGAAAUGGCUGAGCCGGAGGAAGCUGCUGAGAAGUCAAAGGCUCAAAACCCACACCACCAGAGUCAGGGUCAACCCCUCCACCACCACCAACAACAAUAUCACAGUGUUUUCGUUAAUUCUGCUCCGGCUAUGUUGGGGAGAGACAGGGGAGAGUCUCUCAUGGAGGUCGACCUCGAUCUCGACAAUUCAUGGCCUUUGGAUCAGAUCUCUUAUGCUUCCAGCCAUCCCAUGUCUCCCCUUUUCCUCUCUUCCUCUGACCCCAACCCUUGUUCCCCUCUUUGGGCCUUCCCUGACGCCGACGACGACAAGCUACCUCCCGCCGCCGCCCCCCGCGAUUACCCAAUUUUCGUCACAUCAAAUGGCAACUUUAUUGCAGGUAAUAUAAGCUCAGCUACUGAAACGAAGAGAGAAAGUGAUGAAGGAAAGAAGAUUCCUCCUUCUCCGCGGUGGGGAUCGAUGCCAAUCGAAAGCCCAGAUGGCCACUGCCUAAUAAAAGAGCGGAUGACUCGAGCUUUGAGAUAUUUGAAAGAGUCAACCGAGCAACAUAUCCUAGCUCAAGUUUGGGCGCCUGUGAAAAACCAAGGCCGAUUUGUUCUGACAACUUCAGAGCAACCAUUCGUUCUGGAUCCUCACUGCAACGGGCUUAAUCAGUACAGGAUGGUCUCUCUUCUCUACACUUUCUCUGUGGAUGGCGAAACUGAUGGAGAGUUGGGUCUCCCUGGCCGUGUUUUCCAGCAAAAGUUGCCUGAAUGGACUCCAAAUGUUCAGUAUUACUCUAGGAAAGAGUAUUCUAGGCUAGGUCAUGCCUUGCACUAUAACGUUCAAGGAACUUUGGCUUUGCCUGUCUUUGAAACUUCUGGCAAGUCAUGUGUUGGUGUGGUUGAACUUGUGAUGACUUCCCAGAAGAUUAAUUAUGGCCCUGAAGUUGAUAAAGUCUGCAAGGCGCUUGAGGCUGUUGAUCUUAAGAGUUCACAAAUAAUGGACCAUCCAAGCCCACAGAUAUGCAACGAAGGCAGGCAGAACGCACUGGCCGAGAUUCUCGAGAUAUUGACAGUUGUAUGUGAAACCCAUAACUUACCCUUGGCUCAAACUUGGGUCCCAUGCAUGCACCGCAAUGUUUUAGCCCAUGGCGGAGGAGUGAAGAAGAGCUGCACCAGCUUCGAUGGCAGCUGCAAUGGCCAAGUCUGUAUGUCUACAACCGAUCUAGCCUCCUACAUUGUUGAUGCACAAGUUUGGGGCUUCCGAGAAGCCUGCCGCGAACAUCACUUACAGACUGGCCAGGGUGUUGCGGGCAGGGCUUUCCUGUCUCACAAUGCUUGCUUCUGUAGGGACAUUCGGAACAUAUGCAAGACACAGUACCCGUUAGUGCAUUAUGCUCGAAUGUUUGGAUUAAGUGGCUGCUUUGCAAUCUGCUUGAAGAGCAGCCACACGGGUGAUGAUGAUUAUGUUCUUGAGUUCUUCCUCCCUCCUGGAAAUGCCGAGGGGUUCGAACAGAAGAAACUAUUGGGAUUAUUGCUUGCUACAAUGAAGCAGCAUUUCCAGAGUUUUCGGGUUGCAUCUGGGAUGGAGUUCGGAGAUGAAGAGGAAGUAUUUGUUGAGAUUAUUGAAGCUUCUGAGACUGGGAAACUUGAGUACAGUCUCGAAUGCAUUCGUGUCCCACGUUCUGCCACACGGGCUUCUUCACCGGAUGCUGAUGAUGAUGCAUUGCCAAAGGAAAUGGAGGUUGUGCAGCAACAGCUGCAAUACACUUCAUUGAAACGUCAGCCGAGUUUGGAACUGAAUGCUAUGGAUAAUGGGUUAGAAGUAAACAAUUGUCUUCCUCCUCUUGAAAAUGGGCCCAAGAUUCCAUUGAAGAAGAAGCGAGGCAAAACUGAAAAAUCUAUCAGUCUAGAGGUUCUUCAGCAACACUUUGCUGGCAGUCUUAAAGAUGCUGCAAAGAGCCUUGGUGUUUGCCCUACCACAAUGAAGCGUAUCUGCAGGCAACACGGGAUCUCUCGGUGGCCAUCUCGCAAGAUCAACAAGGUGAACAGAUCGCUCACCAAGCUCAAGAGGGUAAUUGAAUCCGUCCAAGUUGCAGAUGGAGCAUUCGAUUUGACUCCUCUCACAACAUCGCCACUUCCUGUGGCAGUUAGUUCCAUCUCCUGGCCCUCUUGUGAUAUCAAUAAUGGAUCCAAAUCUGGUGAACUAAUUCAUAGGAAGAGUAAUGGAUCACCACCCAACUUUGAGACAGCAGGAGGAAAUGGAGUCGAAGAUCAAACUGCAAGCGUGGGUUCACCAGAGCUGCCCCAAGGUCUGAAAUCGGGAAAUGCUUCGAGAGAAGACAGCGCUGGCAAUUCUACUUCUCAUGGUUCAUGUCAAGGCAGCCCAGCAAACGGCGAAAGUGGCCCCCCUGCCAAGGACCCUGAUGAACAUUCCCCAAAACCUGCUGGGGGAUCCCCACUUGGCUUGCCAUUUCUAGACAUGAAGCUGUCAGCAGCAUACUCAAUCCCAGAUGCUCUGGUGGCGACGACAACAGAAGCUGAAGAUGAACCAUUUGGAGAGAUGCUAAUAGAAGAUGCUGGAAGUUCCAAGGACUUGCAAAACCUUUGCUCCCCCUUAGCCAUAAUCGAAGACCGGCUUCCAGAGUCCAGUGGGACUAAUCCUCCAACAACAGCCCAAACAGCAGCUGCCAAUAAUCAACCAGUGUUGCUGGAUGAUCCUGCAUUAAUCAGGGGAGAAGCUAAGAAAGUGAUCAUAAAGGCGAUGUACAAGGAAGACAUAAUAAGGUUCAGGAUAUCAGCCGGUUGUGGGCUCAUGGAGCUGAAGGAGGAAGUCGGGAAGAGGUUGAAGUUGGAUAUUGGGGUUUUCGACAUCAAGUAUCUGGAUGAUGACAACGAAUGGGUACUGAUCGUCUGUGAUGCCGACCUUCAAGAAUGCAUCGAUAUUACCAGGUCAUCUUCCAGGUGUAAUAUGAUCAGGUUAUCGAUUCACGAUGUGAGUGCCAACUUUGGGAGCUCCUGUGAAAGCACAGGUGGGGGGUUGCGAUGAUGAUGGCUAGUUUAAGAAGUAUUGCUGUGUGUAUAUGCGAUAUAUGAUAUUGAUAGCCAGGUAUUUUUCAGAGUAGCAGAAAAGUUAAGUUAUGUUUGUUUGUUUACCCUUAGGAUUUCAAAGGAAAGAAAUGCUGCUGUAAGAGUUCUUCAUGUAAUAGAGAGAUCUCAGCACUCAUUUCGACAUUUCACCUGUUUUGUUGUCCAUGAUAUUGUGAUAACUAACGUACAGACUAGAGAGGUUGACGUCCUUCUUGGCCAGGUUGUUAGAUGCUUUUGUGCUUGGUGCUUCAGUUUGCUGUGAAAGCCGAGUCACAUCAGGAAUCAGAUCCAAUACCACUGGGACGAAGGUUGCAGAGAAAGGUGUGAUACCUUUUUGUCAACACUUGAUCAGCACAAGCCUUUUUCAGUGGAAAUGGAGGGAUAAAAUCAAUUGAUCUUGACAAGAGCCUUUUAGAAAUGAACUUUUGAUUCCAUCUGUUAGUUCUUUUAACAAAAAAAUGGACUAAGUGAUGGUUUGAUCGAUGGAACUAACCGAGAUGAAGUGUUAGAUGUACAGAAAUGUUGAUGAUG
Linum tenue is the source of this 3893-nucleotide messenger RNA. The record is from the annotation of a GenBank genome assembly. Lineage: Eukaryota; Viridiplantae; Streptophyta; Magnoliopsida; Malpighiales; Linaceae.